Molecule: messenger RNA, 2481 nt
Organism: Epinephelus moara (kelp grouper)
Lineage: Eukaryota; Metazoa; Chordata; Actinopteri; Perciformes; Serranidae
Gene: kif6
Product: kinesin family member 6
Exons: 21
Coding region: 72-2453 (793 amino acids)
Biological process (GO): microtubule-based movement; mitotic spindle organization
Molecular function (GO): microtubule motor activity; ATP binding; microtubule binding
Source: RefSeq, a predicted model, not a curated record
UCGAGCUAACCAGCUAUGCCUACAAGGAAAAGCAGCAACACUUAGUACUUUUCUUUUUUUUCAGCGGAAAAAUGGUGAAACAGACGAUACAUAUAUUUGGUCGCAUUAAACCCACUAAGAAAACUACGUCGGUGUACUCUGUGGACAAUGAAGAUCAGACAGGUGCUUCAUUGGAGUUUGUGGUGCCCAGGGAUUUGGCUGAUGGUUUUGUUAACAACAAGAGGGAGUGCUACAAGUUCAGGUUCCUAAAGGUGUUUGAUCAAUCUGCCAGACAAGAAGAGAUAUUUGAAAACAUAGCCAAACCAGUUGCAGACAGUGUGUUGGCUGGCUAUAAUGGCACCAUAUUUGCCUAUGGCCAGACAGGCAGCGGAAAGACCUUCACCAUCACAGGAGGGGCAGAGCGCUACAGUGAUCGUGGCAUCAUUCCCCGCACGCUUUCCUACCUGUACGAACGCUUCUCCCAGGACAGCAGUAUGGUUUACACCACACACAUCUCCUACUUGGAGAUAUACAACGAGAUGGGAUACGACCUUCUGGACUCCCGCCAUGAAGCAUCUCGACUGGAGGAUCUACCAAAAGUAAUGAUCAUGGAAGAUCCAGACCAGAACAUCCAUCUCAGGAACCUGUCCAUGCAACAAUCAGCAAAUGAGGAGGAGGCUCUGAAUCUGCUCUUCCUGGGUGACACCAAUCGUAUGAUUGCAGAGACGCCGAUGAACCAGGCAUCCACACGUUCCCACUGCAUUUUCACUGUGUACUUGUGCAGGCGUGAGCCGGGCUCAGCCACUGUGCGGCGCUCCAAGCUCCACCUGGUGGACUUGGCCGGAUCGGAUCGAGUUAGCAAGACUGGCCUGAAUGGGCAGCUGCUUACUGAGGCCAAGUACAUCAACCUCUCCCUCCACUACUUGGAGCAGGUGAUCAUAGCUUUGUCAGAGAAGAACCGCUCCCAUAUUCCCUACAGGAACUCCAUGUUGACGUCUGUGCUGAGGGACAGCCUUGGGGGCAACUGCAUGACGACCAUGAUUGCCACUAUGGCAGUGGACAAGAGGAACCUUGAUGAGUCCAUCUCUACAUGUCGCUUCGCUCAGCGCGUGGCUCUCAUCAAGAACGAGGCGAUAUUGAAUGAAGAACUGGAUCCUGCCCUGCUAAUUACCCGUUUGAAGAGAGAGAUCCAGUCUCUGAAGGAAGAGCUGGCCAUGGUGACAGGAGAACAGAGAGAUGACCAGCUUACUGCCGAGGAGAUCCAGAAAUUGGAAGAGUUAGUUAAGGCCUUUCUGGGCGACCCUGAUCCAGAUGUGACACUGUCAUUGGGACCAGACAUGAGAAAAAUCCAGUACUGUUUCUUUCUGCUGAAGAUAAUGAUCAUGGACAAGCAAGGUGGAGAAAAUAGGCAGAGUGAUGGGCGGGCGUCACCAGCAGCAACAGUGAGGGAAGCUGUAAUUCAAGACUGCCACCACUGUGCAGCAGAAGUGACCAGAUUAAAGGAGAUGAUGACGCAACGUGAUAACGAGAUCAGUGUCCUUGUUAGGAUGUUGAAGAAGGAGAAGAAAAGGGCCCAGGAUGCUGCUGCUCAGCUGGCUGACAUCACCAACGGACAUAGCCUGGCCUCCCGGAGUGCCUCGAGGUUGUCAACAACGCCAUCACUAAGGGAAGGAAACACAGACACCAUCUCAGCUGAUCAUGAGGGACGAGCUAUACAGUACAUGAAAAGAGGUCCACAGCUGUCUAUGGGAAAGCAAGAGGCCUUUGAGAUCUUCAUAAGGGACCAUGAGGAUCAUGUGACCAUUAAAGACAACAAGGAGCUACUCAAACAGAGGUCAGCUGAGGCCAAAGGAAUUGGAAAGAAACUCAGUGAGGCUAGAAGCAGAAUAAAUGAGUUGAAGAAGCAGUUGGAGGUGCAGAGGAGGCAGAGAGCAGCUCAUGGUGUAAUGGGGAAUCACCCAGGAGUUGAGGAGGAGGUCGACCCAGUGGAAAAAAACCUGUGCAAACAUAUUAAGCAAGAAAAACAGGCGUACAACAGCGCCAUUGGCCGUCUAAAAGAGCUGAGGACAGAGAUUGAGCACCUGCAGCUGUUGUUGGAGAGGGCAAAGGUCAAGCUCCAGAGGGAUUUCCAGAAGUGGUGGAGCCAGGAGGCUUCCAGCGUGCAGGAGUCAGAGGCCACAGGCAGAUGUCACACACGGUCGCCAAAUGAAACCUUGCAGCCGUCUUCACCCAGCACUCCAGGAUUUUGCGCACCAGGUCUGAGCAGCACUGUGAGAGACUCCCCAGCAGACCCAGACCCAAAUCCAGACUGUUCCACUGCUCCUGUUCAAGAGCUCAGGAGCUUCAUCCCCAAAAGCGUACCUCCCGUGACAGCUGUCCCAGCACGCCAUGAUAAGCCCCUGGAUGGGAGGGUGACUGACUUCACUCCUUCAUCUGAGUGGAGGUACAUGGAGGGCUUGGCAUGUUGGAAAUGAAUGGAUGGCUUGGAAAACAACAGAUAUG